Messenger RNA from Lytechinus pictus (painted urchin), 2015 nucleotides. RefSeq names its product potassium voltage-gated channel protein Shaw-like. The coding region runs from base 1395 to 2015 and encodes 206 amino acids. NCBI's taxonomy places the organism in Eukaryota, Metazoa, Echinodermata, Echinoidea, Temnopleuroida, Toxopneustidae. The transcript has 2 exons. The record is from RefSeq and is a predicted model, not a curated record. Gene Ontology annotation, biological process: potassium ion transmembrane transport; protein homooligomerization. Gene Ontology annotation, cellular component: voltage-gated potassium channel complex; membrane. Gene Ontology annotation, molecular function: protein binding; delayed rectifier potassium channel activity.
UAUUGGAUAAAUAAACUUUUAUCGGUUUUUGUACUCUCGCCUGGAAUUUUCUUUCGCGUAAUCACCUCGAAUUUCGGAAUAUAUCAUGGAUAUAUUGUUGCAUUUACAUUGAUUGUUUAACUUUAUUCACACUAAAAGCAAUAUUCCUGUGGAAUUACAUUCUAGUGGUGAUAUUUUUGAAGGAUUUUAAUCAAGAAAAUUCACUUUCAUUAAUAAAGAUUUCGUGGUGCGUGCAUGGCCUACGGGUAUAAACUUCAGUCGCGUUUCGUCAUCGUAUACUUUGUGCUGAGCUGAAAGAUUUUAAGACAGGACCUUACUAAAGUUUAAUCUCUAUCAUAUUUCUCAAAUGGAAGCGUCAUGAUUUGUUAAAAAGUGCAGCGAAUCGUUGGUAAGCUGAAAAGUUGAAAAGAAACAAAACGGUUCAUAGUACUUCGAAUUCGACACUACACAUCGUGUGUGUGUGUGUGUUUUUAGAUAAAGAAGAUAAAACUCCCCUCAGGUUCAAAGCACAAGAAGAAAAUCAUCAAAACAACCCUGAUUGUUUUGAUAAAACUGCCAAAAUAGUAGAACAAGAAAGUACAAUUGAGUUUAAAUAAUGAUAGUUCACUUUCAAUGCUGACGCGUUAGCUGAAAACAUAUUUGAUGACAUUUAUGAUAUAGAAUCAUAUUCUAAACGAUUUAUUGACAAGGCGCUCUACAAAGAAAUCUUGACAUAUAAAACCACGACCCAUCUGAAGUUUAGCUUUCUUUGUUUCUUUUUGUUUUUCAAGUGCGCCCGUCAUAAUUUAUGAAGGUAUGAAUUGAUUAAGUGGCAUCGCAGAGUCAACCAAUAUCUAUUUUAUAUUUGGGUUGUCUGUUGAAGUUUAUGACAUUGAUGACGCCCGAAAUUUAAUCCUCCAGCAGCCCAUCAAAUCGUAAAUAUUAGGCUUUCUGCCCUUGUCUACCCGACUCGUUAAGAAUUGCUGGUAGCUUCGCGUAGAAGAGGGAAGUGGUUACUUUGCGACAUGGCGGUAUUUACUUCGAAGUGUUUAGGCCUACAUUUCUAGGAGGUUUUUUUGGUGACGAAUACGGUGGAUGUGGUGGUUGGUGGUAUUGCUGGCUAUCUACAAUGGAACGCAACAAUAUUGAUUAUAUAACUGUGGAUUAAAGCUAAUUUUAUCUUUCUGGGACUUCAGUAAGUCUCUUUUAUUACUCUCUAAUGGAUGUGAAAGUGUAUUACUAUUUGAUGUACAUUUUCUGAGUCGUGUUUGAUAACCGUGAUCAUGAAUAAUUAUGUUUCAUUAUCAGUCGUGGAAGGAAUCAUGGUUUUGAAUUAGCGAAAUUGAAAAAGAGAAGGAUCCGUUUUGAUUACUUCAAAAGAAAAAAAUAACAUCUGAGAUAAAUUUUGAGGAGGUAUGCAUGUCGCAUUGGAUCGAGUAAUGGAGGAGGACGAGGACGGCGAGUCAGCGGUUGAGAGACUCGUCUCCAUGCGGGCAGCCCAGGCGGCGCAGGACAACAAAGUCCGUAUCAACGUCGGCGGCAUCCGCCAUGAGACGUACAAAUCGACCUUGCGCAACAUCCCCGAUACCCGCCUCGCGUGGAUGACGACGGUCUCGAUCACGAAUACGACGGCGGAUUACGACCCGAUCACGUGUGAGUUUUUCUUCGACCGGCACCCGACGAUGUUCGAAGCGGUGUUGAACUACUAUCGAACGGGCAAGCUCCACGCGCCGAGUAAUGUCUGCGGCCCGGCUUUUGAGGAGGAACUUCAGUUUUGGGGGAUUGAUGAGAAACAGAUUGAACCGUGCUGCUGGUCGCAUUACACCCAGCACAGAGAUGCACAAGAAACACUGCAAAAACUCCAGGGUGCUGGAUUCGAAAGCGAGGACGAGGAAGAAGAAGACGUCGCUAAAAUCUUCGGAAUCGAGGAAGUUUCGGAAACAGAGAAGAACCAGUGGUACAGGAAAUGGCAACCCAGGAUAUGGACCCUCUUAGAGGAACCCUACUCUUCCCGAGCGGCUUUGGUAAGAUCCUAG